UGCUGUGAAUUAAACACAUUUUGAGAACAACGUGGAUUUUGGUGAAAGUUGAAGAAGUACAAUUUUUAAAUAAAUAUAAAGUAAACUACUGCAAAGGUUGACCUAAAAUAAAUAAAAUUAAUUAAAAAUGGGUCGCCGUGUCCCCGAGGAGAUCAAGGCAAUCCCUCAAUCACAACGGCAAAUAUUAGCAAUUGGCGAAAUAAUCCAAACUUUGCUGACCCAGUCAAACAACAAGUCGAAAGAUAAGCCGAGUGAUGAAACCGUGACCAAAUUGAAGGCAAGGAUAAGUGGAAAGUAUGGAUUGGAAUCGUCUCCUAAACUUACGGACAUUAUCGCCGCUGUUCCAGUCGAGCAUCGGAAAGCUUUAAUGCCAAAGCUGAGGGCGAAACCUGUCAGGACGGCGAGUGGGAUCGCCAUCGUCGCCGUGAUGUGCAAGCCACAUAGAUGUCCACAUAUUAAUAUGACUGGGAAUAUAUGCGUUUAUUGCCCAGGAGGGCCGGAUUCAGAUUUUGAAUAUUCAACCCAGUCAUACACCGGGUACGAGCCUACGUCGAUGAGAGCCAUCAGAGCGAGAUAUAAUCCAUAUUUGCAAACAAGACAUCGAGUGGAUCAGCUAAAGCAAUUGGGUCACAGCGUCGAUAAAGUCGAAUUUAUUGUAAUGGGAGGGACCUUCAUGAGCCUCCCUGUUGAUUAUCGUGACUAUUUCAUCCGCAACCUACACGACGCUCUCUCUGGUCAUACGUCCAACAACGUCAAGGAAGCUGUAUAUUAUUCUGAACGAAGUCGCACCAAAUGCAUCGGGAUUACGAUCGAAACUCGGCCCGACUACUGUCUCAAGCGACACCUUUCAGACAUGUUGGCCUAUGGCUGCACAAGGCUAGAAAUUGGUGUCCAAUCUGUCUAUGAAGACGUGGCCCGUGAUACUAAUCGUGGACACACGGUCCGAGCAGUAUGUGAAAGCUUUCAACUCGCGAAAGAUUGCGGAUUCAAAGUUGUCACUCAUAUGAUGCCAGAUUUGCCUAAUGUUGGACUUGAGAGAGACAUGCUACAGUUUGAGGAACUAUUUGAAAAUCCUAACUUUCGCCCCGACGGGAUGAAAUUAUACCCAACACUUGUAAUCAGAGGAACCGGACUGUAUGAAUUAUGGAAGGCUGGACGUUACAAAUCCUACCCUCCCAACACAUUAGUUGACCUAACGGCACAAAUUUUAUCUCUUGUCCCCCCUUGGACGAGGGUGUACCGUGUCCAGCGUGAUAUUCCGAUGCCACUGGUCACUUCCGGGGUCGAAUAUGGAAAUCUUCGCGAGUUAGCAUUGGCUCGAAUGAAGGAUUUGGGAUUGGAGUGUCGAGACGUGCGAACGAGAGAAGUUGGAAUUCAGGAAAUUCAUAAUAAAAUUCGACCCGAUAAGGUCGAAUUAAUCCGCCGCGAUUACGAAGCGAACGGUGGCUGGGAGACGUUUCUCUCGUACGAAGAUCCCGAUCAGGACAUAUUGAUUGGUUUACUUCGACUAAGAAAAUGCUCCCCAGACACAUUUCGACCAGAACUUAAACCACAAGCUACUUCAAUUGUGCGUGAAUUACACGUUUACGGAUCUGUGGUCCCCGUAACGGCAAAGAAUCCUAAAAACUUUCAACAUCAAGGAUAUGGAACCCUGUUAAUGGAAGAAGCCGAAAAUAUUGCAAAGUUUGAGCAUGGAAGUUGUAAAAUCUCUGUGAUUUCAGGCGUAGGGACGAGAAAUUAUUAUAGAAAGUUGGGUUACGAGUUGGAUGGAGUGUAUAUGAGCAAAACUUUGACUUGAAUUUUGUAUUUUGAAUCGUUAAAUUAAAGUGAUACUGACUAUCCUAAUCUGUUAAA
Molecule: messenger RNA, 1854 nt
Organism: Folsomia candida
Lineage: Eukaryota; Metazoa; Arthropoda; Collembola; Entomobryomorpha; Isotomidae
Gene: Elp3
Product: elongator complex protein 3
Exons: 9
Coding region: 128-1798 (556 amino acids)
Biological process (GO): tRNA wobble base 5-methoxycarbonylmethyl-2-thiouridinylation
Cellular component (GO): elongator holoenzyme complex; nucleus; cytoplasm
Molecular function (GO): iron-sulfur cluster binding; acyltransferase activity, transferring groups other than amino-acyl groups
Source: RefSeq, a predicted model, not a curated record